AUUUGCAGAUUCUGACAUCUGCUGAAGUUUCCGAAACUCGUUCAAACAUAUCACCACCUGUUGGGGAGGAGCAACUAUAUGUCGACAUUAAAGUCAUCAAAUGCUCCUGCGGAUAACAUACAGGCAGGUGGUCUUGUUGACAGUCCGGAGAAAAGUACUACCUCAGCUCGCGUACACCCUCCGGUCACAACCAAUAGUAACCCUGGAUCGUUGGAGGAAAUACAUCGGAAAUGUCGCGAAAUAUUCCCAAUGUGCUUCGAUGGAGCAAGGAUGAUGCUCACGAAAGCAAUGUCUUCACAUUUUCAGGUGACCCAUACGUUAAGUAUAUCGCCGCAAAAUACGGGAUAUCGUUUUGGUGCUACCUAUGUUGGAACUAAGGCAACGCAACAAGAAGGCGAAAGUUUUCCUGUGUUUUUGGCUGACACUGAUAUUUCUGGUAACACUUCUGCAACAUUUUUGCAUCAGUUUGGCGAUCGAUGGCGGGUUAAAAUGCAAGCCCAAACUCAAGGGAAUAAGUUGGCGACAACGCAAGGAGGAAUUGAAUAUCGUGGUCGUCUUACAACAUUGGGGUUAACAUGUGCCAAUAUAGACAUCAUCAAUGAUUCUGGAGUUAUUGUUGCACAGUACCUACGACGCAUAACUAAAAAGCUUGAUCUAGGUGUCGAAUUCAUCCAUCAAUAUGGAAUUCCUAUUCCUGGAAGGCAACUUUCAGUUGUAAACUAUCAGGCAAGAUAUACGGGUAAAAAUUUUAUUGCAAGUGGAAUGUUCAGCUUUGACGCCCUUCAUUUAUGUUACUAUCAUAAACAGCGUGAAAAUAUUUCAUUUGGUGUCGAAUUCGAAAGUUCGACGCGAUCUGGAGAGGCAGUUACUACUAUUGGUUAUCAGGCUGAGAUCCCGGAUGAAGGUGUUAUAAUGCGAGCCUCAUUGAAUACUGAUUGGUCAGUUGGGGCAGUAUUUGAGAAGAAGCUUUCUAGAAAUCUGCCAUUCACAUUGGCUAUAUCCGGAAUGCUCAACCAUGUGAAGGGGCAGGGGAAGUUUGGCAUUGGCCUUAUAAUCGGUUAAUUAGUAAGCAGCUGAUUGCUUUAAAUCUCAAGUGGUAGUCGGUGUACCUGAAAUUGUUGUGUCAUUUGGAAUUUUGCAAUAGAUUUCGCCAUUUCGGCCCAUCUAUUUAAUUAGCACCGUCCAAAGGGCAACAAUAUGUUUAUCUUCAUAACUAGAUGAAACUUUUUAGUUUGUUCAUUUCAUAUGCUAUAUUUGACAGCAGUAAUGGUUUCGGCUUAACCAAUCCAUUAAUUGCAGUCAAGUUGCCUUUUUAGAUGUGUUUCUAUAGCUUCUUGAAGAUUUUUGGAAACUUCCGGUACAAUUUUAUUUUCCCAGGAUUUUGCUAUCCUUAAUUCUAAUGUGGAUCAAUUUUUUGC
Messenger RNA from Loa loa (African eye worm), 1418 nucleotides. RefSeq names its product membrane import protein. The transcript has 6 exons. Lineage: Eukaryota; Metazoa; Nematoda; Chromadorea; Rhabditida; Onchocercidae. Gene Ontology annotation, biological process: protein import into mitochondrial matrix. Gene Ontology annotation, molecular function: transmembrane protein transporter activity. The record is from RefSeq and is a predicted model, not a curated record. Gene Ontology annotation, cellular component: mitochondrial outer membrane translocase complex; mitochondrial outer membrane. The coding region runs from base 79 to 1062 and encodes 327 amino acids.